AUGAGACUUGCUGAUGCUGUAACCACAGUGUUGCUGGCUGUGCUUAAACAGGGUCAGUGUGCAAAGACUCAUCAGAAGAGAAAGAGGGAAAUGUUUUGGGCCUCUUGGCUGCUGAUUAGCAGUGGAUUUCUGCUGAGAGGUGUCAGUGGACAGAACAUCACUGUGUACUCCAGACAUGGAGAUGAUGUCACUCUGCCCUGUCAUGAUGUGGGUAAUCCAAACUGCUCCUCAACCACAUGGACACUCAGCUACUGCACUGAAUUCAACAUCCGCUCUAACACACAGGACACUGAGAUGACCUCUGGUCGCGUUGUGAUUUUCUCCUGUGUGUUGCAUCCUGAUGACGGAGGGUGUAGAUCUAGUCCCCAGUCUUUUGGCCUGAACCUGAACUGGACAGUGGGUUCUAACUUCCCAGUUUCAGGCCCAGUGGGUUGUCCCAACACCCUCGCUGUGAAACUUCAGGAGGAGGACAACAACAGGACAUGGACAUGCCAGCUGACUAAAGGAGAGGAGGUUAUGGCUUCUGUUAGCUAUGUUACCAAAUGGACAGUCAGAACAUCCCCUUCAGCAGACCUGAUCAUCAGACUGACCAUUUUCUCCAUCUUGGUGUUCGUGCCUCUGAUCUUUGAAGCUGUGUUUUAUUUAAAAUGUAAACGGAGAGAUCCAGUGAAGUCAAGGUUAGCCAACAGCGUGACCACCUGCAUCAGAAGCGUUUACUUCCUUGUUUUAGAACGGACAACUUUCACACCAAAUGCGAACCACACUGGAGUUACGGUGAACCGUACCCCAGACCCACGUUUUCUGGAGGAUUCGAGAAUCAUCUCACACAUCAAGACAUCAGUGAGUCUCCACAUCAUGUGUCACAUCCCAGUGUUCUGUUGGAUUUCAGCCACUGUGCUUCAGGAAAUGCUGCGUCAAGACAAUGUUAAAGAGAUCCCUAAAACUCUGACUGAGAUGUACACACACUUCCUGCUCAUUCAGACUAAAAUGGAGAAACAGAAAUAUGAAGAGAAAGUUGAGACAGACUCAAAAAAUCUUCUGGAAUCAAACAAGGAGACCUUUCUGAAAAUUGCAAAGCUGGCUUUUAAUCAGUUGCUGAGGGGCAAUAUCAUGUUUUAUGAAGAGGAUCUGAGAGAAUGUGGCCUUGAUGUGAGUGAUGCCACAGUGUACUCUGGGAUUUGUACUGAGAUUUUUAAGGAGGAAUCUGUGCUUCAUCAGAAGAAGGUCUACUGCUUUGUGCAUCUGAGUGUUCAAGAGUUCUUUGCCGCUCUCUAUGUGUUUUACUGGUAUGUAAAUAGGAACAUGGAGGCACUGGAGUAUUUUCUGCAGGAGGAGACCACAGUAGAGCCAAACAAUGUUCCCUUGGAUAAGUUGCUGAAGAAAGCUGUAGAUAAAUCUUUGGAGAGUAAGGAUGGACGUCUCGAUCUGUUUGUCCGCUUCCUUCAUGGCAUCUCACUGGAGUCCAACCAGAAACUCCUACAAGGCCUGCUGACACACACACACAACAACCAAAUAAGCAUCAAAGAAAUAAGCCAAUACAUAAAAGAGUUAAAUAAAGAUGAUGUCCCACCUGAGAGAUGGAUCAAUCUACUGCACUGCCUGACUGAAAUGAAUGAUCACUCUCUCCAUGAAGAAAUUCAAGCUUUUGUCAAGUCUGGAAAUUACACAACUGAACUCUCACUUGCACACUGCACAGCACUGGCCUACAUGUUUCUGAUGUCAGAGGAGGUGCUGGAUGAGUUUGACCUGAAGAAAUACAACACAUCAGAUGAGGGUUGUAGGAGACUGCUCCCAGCUGUGAGGUGCUGCAGAAAAGCUCUACUCAGAGACUAUAACCUCACUCAGCAGUCCUGUGAAACUAUCGCCUCAGCUCUGAAGUCAGUGAACUGCCCCCUGAGAGAACUGGACCUGAGAAGCACUUGUUUUCAGGAUUCAGGAGUGAUGAUGCUUUGUGCUGCACUAAAGAAUCUAAAUUGUAAACUGGAAAUACUGAGACUUGCUAGUUGUAAACUCACUGAACAGUCCUGUUCAUCUAUAGCCUCAGUUCUACAGUCAGUAAACUGUCCCCUGAGAGAACUGGACCUGAGUAACAAUGACCUUCAGGAUUCAGGAGUGAAGUUUCUCUGUGUGGGACUGAAGAAUCCACACUGUAAACUGGAGAUACUGAGACUUGCUCUCUGUAAACUCACUGAACAGUCCUGUUCAUCUAUAGCCUCAGUUCUACAGUCAGUGAACUGUCCCCUGAGAGAACUGGACCUGAGUAACAAUGACCUUCAGGAUUCAGGACUGGACACAAACACAGUAAACACACACCUCUCUCUGUCUGAGGGGAACAGAAAGUUGACACGUGUGGGAAAGAAUCAGUCGUAUCCUGAUCAUCCAGAGAGAUUUGAUGACUGUCUUCAGGUCAUGUGUAGAGAGAGUCUGACUGGACGCUGUUACUGGGAGACUGAGUGGAGUGGAUGUGAAGCUGAUAUAUCAGUGACAUAUAAAGGAAUCAGGAGGAAAGGAAUGAGUGAUGACUGUGUGUUUGGAAACAAUGAAAAGUCCUGGAGUCUGUCGUGGUAUUGUAACAGUUACACUGCCCGUCACAAUAAACAGUUCACUGACUUACCUCACGACCCCUCACACACACACAGAGUAGGAGUGUAUCUGGACUGGUCGUCUGGAACUGUGUCCUUCUACAGCGUCUCCUCUGACACACACACACUCACACACAUACACACAUUCCACUCCACAUUCACUGAACCCCUCUAUGCAGCAAUGGGUGAAGUGGGCAGUGACUGUGAAGUAGCUUUUGGUAGCACAGGAGGUCCAUACAUCAGUUGUCAGUGCAACAGCAGGUGCAGGGGACAACUUGUGCUUGAUCACCGCUUUUGCACGUCUGUAAAGGGCGGAGACCACAGAUUGGUUUACGUGCGCAUGGGAUGGAACGCGUUGUAA
Molecule: messenger RNA, 2943 nt
Organism: Chanos chanos (milkfish)
Lineage: Eukaryota; Metazoa; Chordata; Actinopteri; Gonorynchiformes; Chanidae
Exons: 12
Coding region: 1-2943 (980 amino acids)
Molecular function (GO): protein binding
Source: RefSeq, a predicted model, not a curated record